Molecule: messenger RNA, 1615 nt
Organism: Miniopterus natalensis
Lineage: Eukaryota; Metazoa; Chordata; Mammalia; Chiroptera; Miniopteridae
Source: RefSeq, a predicted model, not a curated record
AUGGCCUGCCCGGUUCUCUUGCUCAGCCUCGGCCUCCUGGCCGGCCUGCUGCCGGCGCUGGCCGCCUGCCCCCAGAACUGCCACUGCCACGGAGACCUGCAGCACGUCAUCUGCGACAAGGUGGGACUGCAGAAGAUCCCCAAGGUAUCCGAGAAGACCAAACUGCUCAACCUACAGCGCAACAACUUCCCGGUGCUGGCUGCCAACUCCUUUCGGUCCAUGCCCAACCUGGUGUCGCUGCACCUGCAGCACUGCCAGAUCCGCGAGGUGGCCGCGGGCGCCUUCAGGGGCCUCAAGCAGCUCAUCUACCUGUACCUGUCCCACAACGACAUCCGCGUGCUGCGCGCUGGCGCCUUCGACGACCUGACCGAGCUCACCUACCUCUACCUGGACCACAACAAAGUGACAGAGCUGCCCCGGGGGCUGCUGUCCCCGCUGGUCAACCUCUUCAUCCUGCAGCUCAACAACAACAAGAUCCGCGAGCUGCGGGCCGGCGCCUUCCAAGGCGCCAAGGACCUGCGCUGGCUCUACCUGUCAGAAAACGCCAUCAGCUCCCUGCAGCCCGGAGCCCUGGACGACGUGGAGAACCUCGCCAAGUUCCACCUGGACAGGAACCAGUUGUCCAGCUACCCCUCGGCUGCACUGAGCAAGCUGCGGGUAGUGGAGGAGCUGAAGCUGUCCCACAACCCCCUGAAGAGCAUCCCUGACAAUGCGUUCCAGUCUUUCGGCAGGUACCUGGAGACCCUCUGGCUGGACAACACCAACCUGGAGAAGUUCUCCGAUGGUGCCUUCGUGGGUGUGACCACGCUGAAAAACGUCCAUCUGGAGAACAACCGCCUGACCCAGCUGCCCUCCAACUUCCCCUUUGACAACCUGGAGUCCCUCACUCUCACCAACAACCCCUGGAAGUGUACCUGCCAGCUCCGGGGCCUCCGGAGGUGGCUAGAAGCCAAGACUUCCCGCCCUGAUGCCACUUGUGCCUCGCCUGCCAAGUUUAGGGGCCAGCACAUCCGUGACACGGACGCCUUCCGCAGCUGCAAGUUCCCCACUAAGAGGUCCAAGAAAGCUGGUCGCCAUUAAACAGGUCCCAGUCCAGCCAGUCCCGGUGACUGGUCUCUGCCUUCUGCUGGAGAAACUACUGACCUCCCCACCUCUGACCCCACCUGCUCCCACAGCCUCUGCUCAUGCACAGAGCUGUCCACACCUGGACCUGUCCUGGCAGGGGGACUCAGGCCUCCAGCAUGAACCCAGCUCCACCUCUCUACCUGACAGUGAGGGCUCCAUCACACCUGGCCCCUCUGCCGUGGCUCCUCUCAAAGAAGCUGUUGCCAAGACCCUCAAAUCCUUCAGAACCAGAACUGGGUGGUCAUCAGGAUGGCCACCCUUCCAGAAUCUUCCCUCCGUCUGCUCCCCUUUCCCUUCCAUUUAGAAACAAACAUCAGAUCCUUGCCCCACCCCUUGUUUCCAGAAAGGGUCUUAAGCCCACACUCCAACUCUACCAGCCCCUGCCUGCCAGGACGCUCCAGCAGGAUACCGGUGCUUUGCCAAAUAUCCCCCAUGCUGCAUUUCUUCCCCAGAUUUCUAUAAGUAUAAAUUUAUGUAUGUAUAAUAUUUA